This is a messenger RNA of Cherax quadricarinatus, 466 nucleotides long. The record is from RefSeq and is a predicted model, not a curated record. NCBI's taxonomy places the organism in Eukaryota, Metazoa, Arthropoda, Malacostraca, Decapoda, Parastacidae.
ACCACCACCAUGAUCAAGGCUGUGUUUGCUGUGUUGUCCAUCUUCGUCCUUGUGGCCUCUGUCUUGGCCAGUCCCAUGCCUGAACCUGGCUAUCGUCGCUAUGGUGGCUAUGGUGGUGGAUAUGGUGGCUACGGUGGUGGAUAUGGAGGGUAUGGUGGCUAUGGCGGCGGUUAUGGCGGCUAUGGUGGUGGCUAUGGCGGCUAUGGUGGUGGCUAUGGCGGCUAUGGUGGUGGCUAUGGCGGCUAUGGUGGUGGCUAUGGAUAUGGACGAUAAAGGAUCAGACGGUCAGCAUGGUGUCAAAUGGUUCUCCAUUUGCCAAGAAUGGUCCAGUAGUCCUACCGGUCACGUCAGGAGGUGUCUCUGGUGGGACCACUCCACCUAUAUGGUUCUCACAAUACCUAAACUACCCAUUAUGUCCCCUCUUGUAACCCCACCUUCAAAAUCUCUAAAUAAAACCACAUAAUUA